Humulus lupulus (European hop) is the source of this 7096-nucleotide messenger RNA. RefSeq lists its product as uncharacterized. The record is from RefSeq and is a predicted model, not a curated record. The transcript has 12 exons. NCBI's taxonomy places the organism in Eukaryota, Viridiplantae, Streptophyta, Magnoliopsida, Rosales, Cannabaceae. Gene Ontology annotation, molecular function: ADP binding; ATP hydrolysis activity. The coding region runs from base 930 to 6494 and encodes 1854 amino acids.
UCUUGCACAGUUAUGUCUGUUCUUCUUCACUUUCUCUACUUUUCCACUGCACUUCCAACUUUACUCUCUCUCACUCUCUCACCUGCAAUUCUGAGUUCAUCUUCUUCAAUCACCAGAUUUCCACCUUCAUCUUCUCAUUGCAUUUGAGUCUUCGAAUCUUUUUUUUAAAAAAAUCUACUUUGAAUUAAUAUUUCCUUUUUAAAAAAAUCUACUCUUUCUUCAAGCUGCAUAUUACCCACUUUGCUAUUUCCCACUUUGAAUUGAUAUUUCCCACCUGCAAUUCUGAGUUCAUCUUCUUCACUCCCCAGAUUUCCACUUUCAUCUUCGAAUUCUUUUUAUUCCAUUCUCUAUAUUGUCGCAUAUUUUCUUUAAAAAAAAAAAAAAAAUUCCACUCUUUCUUCAAGCUGCUAUUAACCACUUUGAAUUAAUAUAAAAAAAAAAAAAAAAAAUCUUUCUUCAAGCUGCUAUUACCUACUUCGAAUUAAUAUUAAAAAAAAUCUACUCUUUCUUCAAGCUGCAUAUUACCCACUUUGAAUUGAUAUUAAAAUAAAUAGUAUUUUUCUCUGUUCAUUAUUAAGCUUCGAUUUCUAGUGGUCAGCAACAUCCAUAAAUCGGUUCAGAAACUCAAAAGAAACUUUGGAUCCCACUUUCAUCUUCUCAAGUGUUAUUCUUAAUUUUCACUCUUUUUUUCGUUCGUUUAUUUUCUACAAUAUGAUAAAAAAUAUAUAAAAAGAAAAACUUCUCUAGUUUCUAUAUAAUAUUUUGCCUUGUGCUCUGUUCUUUCACAAAAUUCCUCCUUUAAGUGUGUAAUUUCUGGACUACUUCACAAACAUUUCUGAAGAAAAAAGAUACAGUUGGCCUAGCUAUUGAUCUCUCUACUUACAAUAUCCAUAAUAAGAGACGAUCAGUAAACCAGGAGAGAAUCAAGCAUGGAUUGUGCUAUUUCAAUUGGAACUUCAAUUGUUGCAAAGAUUGCUGAGUAUACAGUGGCACCAGUCGGUCGACAGUUGGGUUAUCUAUUUUGCUACGCAGGGAAUGUAGACAACCUCAAAACUCGGAUGCAAGAGUUGAAGAAUGCCAGAGAUAGAUUACAACAUCGUGUUGAGGAAGCCAGAAAUAAUUGUCAAGAAAUUGAAGCUGAUGUUCAAAGCUGGCUGAGCAGCGUUGAUCGGAUCUCUGAAGAGGCUGAGACUUUUCUUAAGCAUGAAGGCCAUGCAAAGGCUGUGUGCUCUUGUGGAUCCCUCCCGCAUUUGGUGACGCGGCACCAACUGAGUAGGAAAGCAAAGAAGAUGUCAUCCGAUGUAUGCGCAGCCUCCGAAAAAAGCAAAUUUGAUACGAUUUCUUAUCGUCCUCCACUGGAAAGCUCCUUUGCAAUAACCAAAGGCUACGAGACUUUUGAUUCGAGGAGGGAAAUUCUGGAGAGCAUAAUGGCAGCUGUGAGAGAUGCUAAUAGGAGCAGGAUAGGCUUGUAUGGGAUGGGUGGAAUUGGCAAAACUAUGCUUGCCAAAGAAAUUGCUAAGAGAGCAGAGGAGUUAUUUAGCAAGGUGGUUAUGACAACUAUUUCACAAACACCUAAUAUGAAAGAGAUUCAACUAGAUAUUGCUGCAAAGCUCCAGCUAAGUUUUGAGCAAACACAAAGUAUGGACGUACGAGCUGACCUACUUCGAAAGAGAUUGAAGCCGGAAAACAAGAUUCUAUUAAUUCUCGACGACAUUUGGAAGGAACUCGAUCUAGAAGCUAUUGGAAUCCACGAUGAGUGCAAGUUGCUACUAACCUCUAGAUAUCGACAAGUUUUACACAGCUUCAUGGAUAUUGCUGAGAGUAAUAUUUUCUCUAUUGAAGCCAUAGACUCAAGUGAGGCCAAAAGUUUGUUUAAGAAAAUCGUUGGAGAUAUAGUUGAAACUCAAUAUUUCGAUUCUUUGGCCGAUACGAUCGUCGGCGAAUGUGCAGGCUUACCAAUUGCCAUUGCAGCAGUGGCACAUGCUUUAAAAGGCACAAGAUUGUCCACAUGGCAGAAUGCAUUGGAACACCUACGAAGCUCAAACUUUAGAGACAUAGAGGGAAUGGAUAUGAAGGUUUACUCAUGUAUAAGGAUGAGUUACGAUUUUCUCGGAAGUCACGAGGAGGUGAAAUCAUUGUUAUUGCUCUGUGCUUUACAUAAAGAAGAUCAAAAUAUAGGAGUCGAGGACUUGGUGAGAUAUAGUGUGGGUUGGCGCGUGUUUCAAGGCAUCAACACGAUGAAAAAAGCAAGAAACAGGGUGAAUUCAUUGGUUGAUAAAUUGAAAUCUCACUGUCUCUUGUUGGAUGGUAGAAAUGAAAAUUAUGUGAAGAUGCAUGAUGUUAUUCGGGAUGUUUGCAUAGAUAUAGCAUCAGAAGAUAAGCAUAGGAUGAGUAACAUAAAAAGUGUUGAUGAUUUUGCUAGUCGUGAAGGAUGUAAAGAGGCUGAAGUGAUUUCCUUACUUGACUAUGAUGAUUUUGGUAAGCUUCCUGAAAAAUUGGAAUGUCCAAGGGCAAAAUUACUUCUUCUGUCUAGCUGGUCUCUAAAUUCAAUUCCAAAUGAAUUUUUUGAACAAACAAGGGAGCUUGAAGCAUUGGGUAUGGAACGUGCACGUAUAAACUCAUUACCGACAUCCUUUCAUUCCCUUCAAAAUCUCCAAACAUUAUGUCUAAGUGAUUCCGAUCUACAAGACAUUUCCAUCAUUGGGGACUUGAAGAAUUUAAAAGUUCUUGAUCUAUCUCGGUCUUCCAUAAAGCGGUUGCCAAAAGAAAUAGGAGAAUUAUGCCAUUUGCAAUUGUUGGAUUUACAAAAUUGUAGACAUUUAAAAGUCAUUGAGCCGAAUGUCAUUUCAAAUUUGAGACGAUUGGAGGAGCUCUAUAUCCCACAAACAUUCCAGGGAUGGGAGACUGAAGAAGGUGGUAUGAAAGAAAGAAGAAAUGCAAGUCUUAUUGAGAUAAAGAAUUUGCAACGGCUAACAGUUUUAUAUUUAAGUGUAGAAAGUGAAAAAGUUUUACCGGAGGGGUUGUUUAGUGAAAAAUUGGAGAGCUACCGAAUAUCUAUUGGAGUAAUUCACAACUUUUAUUAUGUAGGUGGAUCUUCAAGGUGUUUGCACUUAAAUCUCUAUCAAAGGAAAGAACAAUUAAAUGCCCUUGGGCUUGUAUGGCUGAUGAAAAUGUCUGAAUGUUUAUGGUUAGAGAGAUUAAUGGAUGUCAACAAUUUUAAUCGUGAUCUCGAUGGAGAGAAUUUUCCUCGAUUGAAGCACCUUAAGUUUCGUAAUAAUGAUGGAGUUCAAUACGUCAUUGAUUCUACAGACCUGAUUCACUCUCAUCAUGCCUUUCCAUGUUUGGAGUCACUAAAUCUUGAAAACUUAACAAGCUUGGAAAGGAUAUGCCAUGGUAAACUCCCAGUAGGCUCAUUCAAGGAAUUGAGGAAGGUGGACGUGAGCAAUUGUAAUAGAUUGAAGAAUCUGUUCCCUCUGUCUAUCAUCAAACUACUUCAUCGUGUUACCAUUAGUGAGUGCGAGAUGAUGGAAGAGAUAGUGACCAGUGGGAGAGAAGAUAAUGAAGCUGCCGAUAAGAUUGAGUCUUUGCAAUUGCACUCUUUGUCCCUAUAUUCUUUACCAAACUUUGUCCAAUUCUAUUGCUCCAAGCGGAAGGAAACUUGUGCGUCUUCAAUGAUAGAUUAUUCCAAGCCUUUAUUCACUGAAACGGUUUUAUUUCCUAACUUGCUGGAAUUGACUCUAAGGAAAAUUAGUACAGAAAAUAUAUGGCCAGAUCAACUUUCAUCCGGUUCUUUCAUGCAAAACUUAUCAAUCUUAAAAGUCGAAAGCUGUAAUAGUUUAAAGUAUCUAUUCUCUUUUUCUCUUGCUCAAAAGCUUUUAAACUUAAAGAAAUUGGAAGUUAGAUAUUGUAUGGCAAUGGAAGACAUAGGAGUGCCCAAUAAGAAACUUGGAGAAGAAGACACGCAGUUGGGAAAUAUUUUGUUCCCUAAAUUGGACUCUAUUGAGCUUUAUCAGCUUUCAGCUCUCCAAAGAUUCUGUGCAAGAGAUUCAUGUAUGGAAUUUCCACUCCUAUCAAAGCUAAUAAUAAAUGAUUGUCAAGAACUCAAGAUAUUUGUUAGCUGUCCAACUAUUCCAAUAUCAGAAGUAUCAGUUGACCAUAGAGAAGUAAACCAAUUGGUAUCAACACAACCUUUCUUCAAUGAAAAGGUUUCGCUUCCUAACUUGAAGGAACUGGAGUUUUUUAAAAUGAAUGUAGUAACAUUAUGGCCAGACCAACUUCCAUCAAAUUUUGACCUACAAAACUUAACAAACUUAACAGUAGAAAGCUGCAACAAAAUAAAAUAUUUGUUCUGUUUCCCUGUGGUUGAAAGGCUUGUAAACCUGAAGAAGCUGAAAGUAGAUGAUUGUUUGGUUGUGGAAGAAAUUCUAAUAAGUAGGAAACCAGGAGAAAAAAGAAUGUUGCAAGAGAAUAUUUUGUUAUCCAAACUAGAAACUCUUAGGCUCUCCAAACUUCCAGUUUUCAAAACAUUUUGUUCAGAAGAUUCUUGCAUCAAAGAAAUGUCAGUUGAUGACGAUGAAGUGAAGGUCAUAGCAAAACAUCUCUUCAAUGGAAAGAUUGCAUUCCCCAAUGUAACUUCUUACAUCCACAACUUAAAAGAGUUAAGUGUUACAGGAUGUAACAAUUUAAAGUAUCUCUUAUCAUCUGCCAUGGCUCGAUGUCUUGUACAACUUAAGGAAUUAAUAGUGUCUAGAUGUGAGAUGAUAGAAGAAGUAAUAGUUCCUGAGGAAUCAGUUGGAAGCAAAGGAAUAAUAUUAGAAAAUCUUUUACUCCCCAAAUUAGAAUCUCUUGAGCUUUGGCACCUUCCAAAUGUUAUACAGUUUUGCGAAGGAGAUUGCAUUGAAUAUCCAUCGUUGUCUAAACUGGAAAUAUACAAUUGUCCCAAGCUGAAGGUAUUUAUCAGCAAUUCCAUGGCUACAAGGGCAUGUACUAUUAAUGACAAAAAACAUGAAGAAAUGGAGUUGGUGGCGGCUAGACAAAGUCUGUUCAAAGAUAAUAAGAUUGCAUUCCCCAAUGUAACUUCUUACAUCCACAACUUAAAAGAGUUAAAUGUUACAGAAUGUAACAAUUUAAAGUAUCUCUUAUCAUCUGCCAUGGCUCGAUGUCUUAUACAACUAAAGGAAUUAAGAGUAUCUAAAUGUAAGAUGAUGGAAAAGGUAAUAGUUCCCGAGGAAUCAGCUGGAAUCAAAGGAAUAAUAUUAGAAAAUCUUUUACUCCCCAAAUUAGAAUCUCUUGAUCUUUGGGAUCUUCCAAAUGUUAUACAGUUUUGUGAAGGAGAAUGCAUUGAAUGUCCAUCGUUGUCUGAACUGGUUAUAUACGAUUGCCCCAAACUGAAGGUAUUUAUCAGCAAUUCCAUGGCUACAAAGACAUGUACUAUUAAUGACAAAAAGCAUGAAGAAAUGGAGUUGGUGGCGGCUAGACAAAGUCUGUUCAAAGAUAAUAAGGUCAUUUUCCCUAACCUAAAAGUAAUGUGGACUGAUUGGAGUGAAGCAAUAGAGGAGAUAUUUGACAUGAGUCAAUCUUCAAUGAUGUCCAUCUUUGGCAACCUUUCCCGACUUGUCUUGAACUGUUCAUCCCGUGAGAAACCAAUUGCUCUAUCAAAUUUCAACUUCCUUCAUAAAUAUCAUAAUAUUGAUGCACUUUGGUUGAGUGGUUUUUUUGUGGAUGGGCAUCAGCAUCACCAACAGCAACAAUCCGGAGAUGGUGAGACUUACGAACUGGUCAACACAAGUUUAAAGACACUGACUAUUUUCAAAGAUCAUAUGAUGAAUCAUCUGUUUGGAGACCCAGAAUAUGCUCAACCAUCAAAUUCUUUUGUCUUUCAAAACUUAGAACAUCUGCAUGUUUGGGAAUGUGGCAGAUUACAGAGCUUUGCGCCAUCGUUUAUGUCUUUCCACAAAUUGAAAACUCUUAGAGUAUCAGAAUGCCAUGGGCUGACGUAUCUGUUCGCCUCCUCAACCGCAGCGAGUCUGGUACAUCUCCAAGAAAUGAGCAUAACUGAUUGCAAACGAAUGAGGGAUAUUAUUAAUAGAGAUUAUUAUAAGGAAGGUCAAAUAGUAGAAAGUGAACACCAUGAGUUUGUUUUCCAGAAAUUGGAGAAAUUAGAGCUUCAUGGUUUACCCAGUCUUGAAAGCUUCUACUCAGGAAACAAAGUUGUGAGUUUUCCAAAUUUGGAAAAUAUAUCUCUGAAGGGAUGCCCUGAGAUGAGGAGAUUUUCCCAUGAAAAUAUAUGUACCUCUGCACUGUUGGACACAGUCAAAGCUGAAGGUGUAGAAAUUUGGGAGGGAGAUGUUAAUACAACCCUCACAAAAAUUUGGGAGAGAAAUGUUGAUACAACCCUAACAAAAGAUUGGGAAGAUGAUUCCGAUUUUGGAUUACAUUUACAACAUUUAUUCGCUCAAGAAAUGGAUGAUCAGCAUCGUGAAGAGGAUGCUUAAUCAUUAUCUUUAGUGCCUGUGGAACCUACCAAGUAUAGAGCUUUCUUUGAAGCACAUGAAUCAUUGCUCUGACUUGGUGAGGGAAUAAUUGAAAUGGGAAAUAUUCUGUUCAUUAGAGAAACCAGGUUAUUCUUUAAGGUGCAUGUAAGAGGAUGAAAAACUUCUAAUUCCAUCUCAGUUCAAACUGUCUUCGUAGACCUUCUUGAUUCCUCUCAGCAAGUCUAACUUGAUGGGAAAAAGAUAAACUUCAAGCACAGAAAAAGUAACAAGUAACAAGGAAGAAAAGAAAUAAUUUACCACAAAUAAAAAAUCUAUUUCACUUCAAAUAUCACUUCAAAAAGUUGGGACAUUUGUGGGACAAGGAGGCAAGGAGACAUUUGUGGACUCAAUAGGAGAGAAGGUGGCUGGGCCUUGGGUUGGACAUGGGCUGGCCUUGGACUGGCUGAGGCGUGGGCCUGCUGCAAGGGAAGAUGGAGCUAGUGGCAGACUAGCCUCUGGGAGCUGGGCUGAGUGGAGCAGCAGGGGAGCUUUGGAUUGGGCCUGGUGGCUAGGCUGUGGGCUUCUCCUUUCAACAAUAUCAUAAAUCCUCAAUCUUUGGGCUU